Messenger RNA from Macaca mulatta (Rhesus monkey), 1858 nucleotides. RefSeq names its product aldo-keto reductase family 1 member E2 (gene AKR1E2). Lineage: Eukaryota; Metazoa; Chordata; Mammalia; Primates; Cercopithecidae. The record is from RefSeq and is a predicted model, not a curated record. Gene Ontology annotation, molecular function: oxidoreductase activity.
UGGCGGCCUCCCCUCCGCCUGGCCGGCGCCCGCCCACCGCCCACACGCGGCCGGGCCUGGCCUUUCCUAAAACCGAGUCGGUGUUGCCCGCGGAGGCGCUCUCCGCGCAAGCGGGGACUGCGGCAGCCACGCGUCAGACUCGGGGGCUGCAGCCGCGGCGUUGGGCCGAGCUGCUCGGUGGAGAGGCCGAGCCCCUGUAGUCACUCAGAGCUGGAGCGGGGAUGCAGAGUGGAGGCCUUGGCGGCGCUGGACUCAGCCUGAGCAGGGAACCUCGAAGCCUCCUCUCCAGUCAUGAGAGAAAGAAAAGUUGGGGCCCGGCGCGGGGUGCGGGCUUGGAAUCCCAGCACUUUGGGAGGCCGAGGCGGUAGGAUCGCCCGAGCUCAGGAGUUCAAGACCAGCCAGGCUUCUCCGGGGAAAGUGACUGAGGCAGUGAAAGUAGCCAUUGACGCAGGGUACCGGCACUUCAACUGUGCUUACUUUUACCACAACGAGAAGGAGGUUGGAGCAGGGAUCCGUUACAAGAUCAAGGAAGGAGCCGUAAGACGGGAGGAUCUGUUCAUUGCCAGUAAGCUGUGGUGCACCUGCCACAAGAAGUCCUUAGUGAAAACAGCAUGCAGAAGGAGUCUAAAGGCCUUGAAGCUGAACUAUUUGGACCUCUACCUCAUACACUGGCCCAUGGGUUUCAAGCCUCCUCAUCCAGAAUGGAUCAUGAGCUGCAGUGAACUUUCCUUUUGCCUCUCACAUCCUGGAGUGCACGACUUGCCUCUGGACGAGAGCGACAUGGUCAUCCCUGGUGACACGGACUUCCUGGACACGUGGGAGGCCAUGGAGGACCUGGUGAUCACCGGGCUGGUGAAGAACAUCGGAGUGUCAAACUUCAACCAUGAGCAACUUGAGAGGCUUUUGAAUAAGCCUGGGUUGAGGUUCAAGCCUGUAACCAACCAGAUUGAGUGCCACCCAUAUCUUACUCAGAAGAAUCUGAUCAGUUUUUGCCAAUCCAGAGGUGUGUCCGUGACUGCUUACCGUCCUCUUGGUGGCUCGUGUGAAGGGGUUGACCUGAUAGAUGACCCUGUGAUCCAGAGGAUUGCAAAGGAACACAGCAAGUCUCCUGCUCAGAUCUUGAUCCGAUUUCAAAUCCAGAGGAAUGUGAUAGUGAUCCCCGGAUCUAUCACCCCAAGUCACAUUAAAGAGAAUAUCCAGGUGUUUGAUUUUGAGUUAACACAGCACGAUAUGGAUAACAUCCUCAGCCUAGACAGGAAUCUCCGACUGGCCACAUUCCCCAUAACUAAAAAUCACAAAGACUAUCCUUUCCACAUAGAAUACUGAGGACAGCUUCCCAUUCCUUGUUUCUGCUCAGCCCAGAUGCACCAACGCCAUUGGUGAUGUUGACCCUUCUCUGUCAUCACAGCGCCAGGGCAGCUGUGCCUGGGAUGAGAGCCACACAGUCAGGGGGGCUGCAAGAGCCGCCUUCUCUGACACAUCUGGAGAAUUGAGUGUGUUCUAAGUGAAGGCAAUGGGGUUUCUCCAGGACAGCCUGUGUGGCCUCUACUCUGAAAAAAGACACUGAUGAUUGAUCAAUGAAAUUUGCCUUCACAUUUUAAGAAAACUUUAUCUUACGGAAUUAUUGAAGCCAUCUGCAGAGCUGAGGAAACAGUGUAAUGUGUCUCUGCCCCAUUGCCCAGCUCCACCAAUUGUGCCCCAGGCCAGCCCGUGUCACCUUCACUUCCUUCUCUGCCCUGCCAAUGACCCCCAGGUUAUUCUAAAGCGGAGUCCUUCCCUUCCCCCAUUGGGAAGUGAAAUGGGGUAAGUCUGGGACACUGUCAGAGUUCAAUAAAGAGGCUUUUUUCUUCCUUAAAAA